GUAGAGAAAUGUUUUCUCUACAAAACUGCCGUUUUAGAAAAAUGUUGCAAAUCGUUUUUAUGAAAAUACAAAACAUUUAUUGUGAAUUUUUGAAAAAUACGAAAAAAUAACCGAUGCACUCCUAGUUAUAACUAGACUUUGCUUAAUUACCAUUUGAAAGAAAAAUCUUUAAGCUACAGGAUAAAAUUUUCUCCAACUCUGUACAUUGCUCAGCUGAAGAGCUAUGAAUUUCCCAAAUUGUUACGGACUUAGGCUUUUUAGCUAGUAGGCUUGAACAGAUCGAUAAAGAGUACUGUUCAGCUACUCAUGUUAAUCAUCAAAACUUCUUCAGUAAUCAUAAAAUAUAAGAAUGGAAAAAAAACUAAUUAUAUUUCUGAAAUUUUCAUAUCUUGCAUUAUUAUUAUUAUUAGGUUAUGGCCAAACAAAAAAACAUGUAUCGGCAAACUUAUUAAAAUUGGUGAAUUUAGAACAGUCAAAAGAUACGUAUUGUGGAGCAUUAUCCGGAGGAAUGAAGCGUCGACUCUCAAUUGCUUGUGCAUUUGUGGGUGAUACUAAAAUUGUCCUAUUAGAUGAGCCUAGUAGUGGUUUAGAUCCAUCGAAUCGUCGAAAUCUAUGGGAUUGGAUUCGUCGAAUGAAAGAGGGAAAAACACUCUUACUCACCACUCAUUUCAUGGAGGAGAGCGAUGCUUUAUCCGAUCGUAUUAUCAUAUUGGCCGAUGGUAAACUUAAAGCCGAAGGAACGACAAUGAAAUUAAAAGAAAUGUUUGGUUCUGGUUAUAAAUUUAUUAUUACUAAACGUCCAAAUGUGAGACGAACAUCGGAUGAAAUUAAACAAAUACUAAAACGUUAUUUAUCUCAAAUAACAAUUGAAUCAGAAACACCAGCAGAAUUAGUUUUUCGUUCGAAUGAACAACCCAAUAGUCAAUUUAUUGAUGCUUUAAAACAACUUGAUCAAAUGAAAUUAGAUAAUCAAAUACUAGAUUAUGGAUUACAAAAUAGUACAAUGGAUGAUGUCUUUUUUAAAAUCACUCAAGAAAAUACUGAUUCAACAUUAAAUGAUAAAGUAACAACAGUUGAUGUUGAAACAAUUAAUGAUCAAUGUCGACAAGUAUUUAAAUAUAAUAAAAACAAAUCUAAUACAAACAUAGGAUUUAUUAGAUAUUAUCUUAGUCAAAUAAUGGGUUUAUUAGUGAAAACAAUUCGUGUUCGAUAUAGACGUUGGGUUUUAACAUUAAUUAUUCUAUUAUUACCCAUCAUUUAUCAAUUAUAUUUUGGAUUAGAUGGUAGAAAAACUAAACAAGCGGGUCUAAUUAAAAUGAAUCCAAAUUUGUUACAACCACAAACAAUGAUGAUUAGUGUUGAUGAUAAUGAUUCAAAAUAUUUAAAUGCAUUGAAAGCACUUGGUGGAGCAAAAACAAAAUUUGAUCAACGAUCAUUGACAAUUGAAGAUAUGAAUGAAGAAAUACAAAAAAUGCGUGAGAAAAAACCUUAUACUUAUACAGAUUAUUAUGUAGCCGUUAAAGUUCCUACUGGAUCGUUACCAUCUACCUUUAAAAUGCAAGCAUUAUCGUCAAAUUUAAUUGGUGGUUAUGAAAUUCUUACUCUUGCUACAAAUACAUUUUAUAGAUAUUUGAUAAAUGAUACUCAAGCAUCAAUUGAAACAACACUUGUUUACAAGAAAGGAGCAAAUUUUACUUCAGACGAUUUAACAAUAUCAAAUAUAUUAGAUUUUUUUAAUAUUCUAUCAUGUUUCAUUCAAUUUAUUCCAAUUACAUUAUUUCUAGAUUUAUGUGUAUAUUAUUUGAUUUAUUUAUAUACAACUACAUUUCUUAUCAGUGAACGAAAAGAUCAGUUUUUAUCACUAAUAUAUAUCAGCGGUUUACAUCCAAUAGUCUAUUGGUUAUUUAAUUAUUUGUUCGAUAUUCUUAUGUGCACACUAUGGUUUUGUUAUUUGUUAAUUGUCUAUGUAAUAUUCAAUGCUAUAUUUAAAGAUGAUAGUCAAGAUCAACAAUUACAAACACUUCAGUUUGAAGAUCCAUUUAUAAUGCGAAAAAAGUUUUAUCCACUCACACUUCUUAUUUCAAUUCCAACAUUACCAUUUGUAUAUCUGAUGACAAAAGUAUUUAAAAGCGAUAUACUUGGUGGCAUUGCCAUAUUUGCUGGUUUAGUCAUAAUUCAUAUAUUAAGUUUAAUUCGUGGUAUAACUCGAAUGAUAUCUAAAAUUGAAGCACUCAAUCUUUCAUUAUAUUGGAUAAUGAAUGCACUCUUUCCUAGUAUUAAUGCUCAAGUUCUGGUUACACGAAUACUAUCGGAUGGAAGUCAGUUUUGUCGAGUAGCAAGACUAGGCACUUUCACAUUACCAUUUGAAGGCGAUGGUUAUUUAUGGAUAAAUAUACUCUUAUUUGUUAUACAUUGUUUAGUCCUUUUUUUUCUACUUGUUUCAAUUGAUAGUGGAUUAAUCAAAUUUUCAUUUCGCAACUGUUUCUCAUCUCAACAGUUCAAAGAAUUUGAUUCAAAAUCUAUUGAUGAAGAUGUUUUAGCAGAGAGACAACGAAUAUUAGCUAAAGAUAAAUUUAAUCAAUCAAAUAAUAAUACCAGAAAUAGUAUUACAACAGAAUCAUCGAAGGAUAUUGAUCAUUUAAUUGUCAAAGAUCUUGUUAAGUAUUAUCCACGUAAACAUGUUGUUGCUGUAAAUCAUCUAACAUUUGGUGCUAAACGAGGAGAAUGUUUUGGUUUAUUGGGAUAUAAUGGGGCUGGUAAAACUACAACGUUUCGUAUUAUUGUGGGUGAAGAAUCACCAACAUUAGGCACAUCCUACAUCGAUAAACAGAAUACACGAAAAUGUAUAAAAACUACAGAUUCUAUCGGUUAUUGUCCACAACAAAACUGUGAUAUGGAAUUUUUAACUGUACAAGAUUGUCUUUAUUUAUUAGCACGUAUUCGAGCUAUUCCAUCCGAGCAUAUUAACAAUGUUGUAUCACAAAUGGCAUCAUUAUUUUUAUUAGAACCAUUUCUUAAAAAUUACAUUCAAGAAUUGAGUGGUGGAACAAAAAGACGACUUCAUGCUGCACUUGCUCUUAUUGGACCACCAAAAGUUGCUAUACUUGAUGAACCAUCCACAGGUGUUGAUCCCUACUCUCGACGACAAAUGCGUGAAGUAUUUUUAAAUGCUGUUAAAUCAAAAUUAACAAUUAUUUUGACAUCUCAUUCAAUGGAUGAAUGUGAUACACUAUGUAAUCGUUUGGGAAUUAUGGUUAAUGGUCAAUUAUCAUGUAUUGGUAAUAUUCAACAUUUAAAAUCAAAAUUUGGCAAAGGUUAUACAAUUGAUAUUAAAAUAAAUGCAAUAUAUAAUGGUACUGGAAUCAAUGAGAUUCUACUCUAUUUUCAACGUCACUUACGUUUAGAUGCUGUAUUAAAAGAAUCAACGCUCUUAACGGGUGUAUUUCAAGUAACAAACACUACUCCAGCACAAUUAUUCGAAAUUCUAGAGCAAAACAAAACACAAUUUAAUAUAGAAACAUACUCUAUUUCACAAAGUACAUUAGAACAAAUAUUCUUGUCAUUUGGAAAACACAUUAUGGAUACCUAA
Didymodactylos carnosus is the source of this 3589-nucleotide messenger RNA. Lineage: Eukaryota; Metazoa; Rotifera; Eurotatoria; Philodinida; Philodinidae. The record is from the annotation of a GenBank genome assembly.